Molecule: messenger RNA, 1221 nt
Organism: Eucalyptus grandis
Lineage: Eukaryota; Viridiplantae; Streptophyta; Magnoliopsida; Myrtales; Myrtaceae
Source: RefSeq, a predicted model, not a curated record
AUUUUGCCCAGCAAAUUUCUGCAUCGUCUCUUUCCGAUCGCCCCGAGCUCUGGCGCUCACUCUGCAUACGAGAUCGAAGCAGAGAGUGCGAUCAUGGAGGCCCCGGAGUUCGACGAAGCUCCAGCUCUGGCGUUGUUGGAAUCCGCUCUUUCCCACGUCCAGUGGCGCCUCAAGUCCUCCUCCAAGCGUCGUCUCCAAAUAGAUGCGAUGGCCUUGUGCGCGGGGAUGAGGCCGGUGGUCAUGGUGGACUAUGGAGGGAAGCUGCCUGAACUGCAGCAACAUCUGUGCGCUCUGUUAAGAUUCUGUCACCAGGAAUCACGCAUAUUUGAGCAUUUAAGGGUAAUGCUUAUAGAGGAUAUGAUUUAUUUAGUACAUAGGAGAGGACUUGCCGAACACGUGAGAUCUAGCUUGAACUCAGAAGCACAACUGUUCUUCGUGGACCUUGAACAGGAUCCUCCUCAGAUGAUAAGAGAAAGGGAAGACAAUGUUGCAGCAAUUCAGCUUGUUUCAGUCCAGAAGAUCUUCUCUCUGCAUUUUCCCAUUAUAGAACAGAACAAUGAAAGCUUACCAUGCAAUAAUACAAGCAUAGUAAGCACUGCUACAUCUUCGGUUGAUGAUUCUACUGCUCUGGAUCCUGACUGUAUUGAUUUGAGUAGCUGUCUGAAAGAUACAAAGAUUAGCAUCCCAACAUUGAAUGGAUGGCUUCUUGGUUAUCCAGUCGUGUAUUUGUUCAGCACAGAGCACAUUGAAGAGGCGAUCUAUAAUCUUUCUACCAAGUCACUUCGUAUCUUCAAAAUUUUAAUCUCUAGGAAAAAGACCCGUGGAAAAGUUACUGAACCAGAAGAAGAAUUAAUGAGCUUUUCGGUGCCUUAUGAUCUGAGCAUGGGGGGAGUCGUGAGCCGUGGGCCGAAGCAUUCUUGUCCGAUAUGCACGAAAGGUGGGGAAGAUGCAAGCCUGCUUGGGGUGCGUUGCGUAUGGAGGUCACCGAAUGCUAUCCACAAGCCAUUGUGCUGUAGUAUGAUUGGAUGAUUUAUAUCUUGUUCAUUCGCAACAAACUGUUCUCUAUGCACCAAAUAUGCUCGGAGCUCGAGCAAUGCAGCAACCAGUGACCCACUAUUCUUGCAUCGCCAAAUGAACACAGAUGCAGUCAGGCAUAUGUUAUAAUGGGCAGAUACUGUAAAACGGAAGAAGAAAUCACUGACUUGAAACAUGUCUGCAAUU